Molecule: messenger RNA, 1761 nt
Organism: Physcomitrium patens
Lineage: Eukaryota; Viridiplantae; Streptophyta; Bryopsida; Funariales; Funariaceae
Product: agmatine deiminase
Biological process (GO): putrescine biosynthetic process
Molecular function (GO): protein-arginine deiminase activity; agmatine deiminase activity
Source: RefSeq, a predicted model, not a curated record
CUAAUCCAGGAGGAGCCCUGUCGAACGUCGACGAUCGAAGCCAUGGUACACUGGAUGAGUUAUUGAUCUAUCGCAGGCUCUCGCCGUGUUUUUUGCUGGUGAUGGGAUCGGAGUAGCAAUUCUGUCACCUUCGAUCGUUGUGCGGAAGCGCUUUUUCUGACCCAAACUUUGGCUAUGGGGACCCCCAUGAAGGGCACUCCCAAGGAGCACGGCUUCUACAUGCCUGCGGAAUGGGAGCUUCACGCGCAGACUUGGAUGGGAUGGCCGGAACGUGAAGAUAACUGGAGGGAGAAAGCAGUGCAUGCUCAGCGGGCAUUCGUGGAAGUGGCUACAGCGAUAUCGGAAUUUGAGCCUGUGACCGUAUGCGCUACUGGAUCCCAGUGGGAAGCUGCCCGCAGUCAGUUGCCACCAAACGUAAGGGUUCUGGAAAUGAGUAUGAACGACGCUUGGUUCCGAGACACUGGACCUACUUUUGUAGUGCUCGACAAUGUGGAGACUGAAACAGAAAGUAUCAGAGAAGUUGCAGGCGUCAGGUGGACUUUCAAUGCUUGGGGGGGAAAAGAAAAUGGAUGUUACGAUGAUUGGACCUUAGACGCGCUUGUUGCUCGGAAGAUCUUAGAUGCAGAGCGUGUUCCUCAAUUUUCGCAACAGUUUAUACUGGAGGGUGGCUCUAUUCACGUGGAUGGAGAAGGGACAUGUUUAACAACUGAAGAGUGCCUGCUUCAUCCCAAUCGAAACCCACAUCUGAAUCAAGGUGAAAUAGAGGAGCAGCUCAAGCUUUACCUGGGAGUCGAGAAGGUGAUUUGGCUGCCCCGUGGUCUUUACGGUGAUGAUGACACAAAUGGUCAUAUUGACAACAUGUGCUGCUUCGUCAAGCCUGGAGUAGUAUUGUUGCAUUGGGUUGAUGAUGAGAAUGAUCCUCAGCAUGAAAGGUCGGUGGAGGCUUUUAACGUUCUCUCUAAAGCCACAGAUGCCAAAGGACGUACAUUAGAAAUCUUAAAAAUUCAUGCUCCAGCCCCCCUCUAUUUCAAGCCUGAGGAAGUUUCUGGUCUGGUGCAAAAUAGUGCCGUGAUCAGGCAUGAAGGACAACGCCUGGCAUCGUCAUAUGUCAAUUUUUACAUUUGUAAUGGUGGAGUAAUUGCACCUGCAUUUGGAGAUUUAGCAGCUGACCAAGCAGCUGAGGAUGUUCUCCGAUCUGCAUUCCCCACACAUAAGGUUGUCAUGAUCCAACAUGCUCGGGAGAUACUCCUAGGUGGUGGCAAUAUCCACUGCAUCACGCAGCAGCAGCCUGCUGCAUUUUCUGCACUUCAUCCAUUACCAGAUGAUACUGUGGGUCGGAAGGGUGUAGAGGAUGGCAAGGCUGUAGAAGGUGCUUCUUUCCAAGAAUUCGCUCCAGCAGUUGGUGAAGGAUCUAGCACCACUGUGACAAAGACGUUGGUUGAUUCAUUGUUAACUGCCUCGAUGCUAAUGAGCUCCCAAAAAGGUUAAUUUUUCAGAAAUCUGAGCUUCUCACAGAAUAGUCUAGAUACGAAGUAGUCAUUUGCACUAGUUGUCACGCUGUAGAAUUGGAGACUUUCGAAUGGCAACUAUCACUUUGCAGAUUAUGCCCACUUGCAGCUUUCUAUUAUACCAUCUAUACUGCAUUACCACUAUAGGGAGUGUAUUAUCAUUUGUACAUCAAUUUUUACACAGCACGGAUUUGCUUGAUGUCAAAGACCGGCUGCGAGUAUAUACGCUCUGCUCCAAGUUCCCAAAUAUCAA